Molecule: messenger RNA, 2195 nt
Organism: Oncorhynchus mykiss (rainbow trout)
Lineage: Eukaryota; Metazoa; Chordata; Actinopteri; Salmoniformes; Salmonidae
Gene: slc2a11a
Product: solute carrier family 2 member 11a
Biological process (GO): dehydroascorbic acid transport
Cellular component (GO): plasma membrane
Molecular function (GO): D-glucose transmembrane transporter activity
Source: RefSeq, a predicted model, not a curated record
UGGGGAGUUCGGUGAUGUCCACAGUCCUGCGCUCUGCGUCCUGGCAACCUGUAUGAUUCAAGGAUUUUGCAAAGACUUGAAUAGGUCUGCUGUUAUAUUUCUACUUAAAAAUACAAAAUAUAAUUUUCGAUUCGCUAUGUCGCAUGUUGGAGUGGAUAAAAAGGGCAAUGAUCUAAACUUGAUGUUAAUGGUGACGUCAUGUGCCAUUGGAGGCACUCUUCAGUAUGGCUACAACCUUGCCAUAAUGAACGCACCCACCAUAUUCAUUCAGAACUUUGUUAACGAGACAUUUCGGGAGCGCUGGGACGUGCAGCUGAAGAACUACCAGGUCACUCUGGUCUGGACUUGCAUUGUGUCCAUCUACUCCCUGGGAGGGCUGGCCGGAGCUCUUAUAGCUGGACCCAUGAGCAUAACCUUUGGAAGGAAGAAGACUAUGCUGUUGAAUAAUAUCUUCUUGAUGCUGAGUUCACUCCUAGCGUUGACCAGCAGAGCUGCCAAGUCUUUUGAGAUGAUCAUCAUCUCCAGGGUCCUGGUUGGAAUCAAUGCUGGGAUCAGUAUGAAUGUGCAACCCAUGUAUUUUGGUGAGAGUGCUCCCAAGCACCUGCGAGGGGCUGCUUCCUUGUCGUCAGCCAUCUUCACAGCGUUUGGAGUGGUGUUAGGACAGGUCGUGGGCCUCAGGGAGAUCUUGGGCAGUGAGCCCUGUUGGCAAUACCUACUGGCCAGUAAUGCCAUCCCAGGCCUCAUCCAGCUCCUCACUCUCCCCUGGUUCCCAGAAAGCCCUCGAUACCUCCUCAUAGACCGGGGGGACAAGGAAGCCUGUAUCAAUGCUCUGAGGCGUCUGCGUGGCUGUGAGGUCCAGAGAUCAGAGCUGGAUGAGAUCCUCCAGGAGCAGGCUGAGGCUAAAGGCCUGAGGCCCAGCAGACCCUGGGAGCUGUUCGCUGACCGUAAUGUGCGCUGGCAGGUGAUCUCUAUCAUCACUCUCAGCAGCGCCAUGCAACUCUGUGGCAACGACUCCAUCUACUUCUAUGCAUACUAUGUGUUUAAAGAGUCCGGGAUCUCUCCGGAUAUGAUCCAGUAUAUCACCAUAUGCACGGGUACAUGUGAAUUCACAGCCUGUAUAAUAUGUAACCUGCUGAUUGAGCGACAGGGCAGGAAGAUUCUUUUGAUGGGAGGCUACGUUUUAAUGACGGUCUGGGCCAUUGUCUUCACUAUAGCUCUGUGUUUUGAGCACAAGGUGGAGUGGAUGCCCUACUUGAGUAUGGCCUGUAUCUUCACCUAUAUACUCAGCUUUGGCAUGGGCCCAGCUGGAGUGACAGGGGUCCUCCCUACAGAGAUCUUUAGCCAGACUGCCCGUCCAGCAGCCUACAUGAUAGCUGGCUCAAUGAUGUGGAUCAACCUUUUCAUUAUGGGGAUGAUCUUUCCGUUCCUGGUGAGUGAGCUGGGUGAGUUCUGCUUCGUCCCAUUUGCUGCUGUCUGUUUCCUGUCUGCUCUGUUCGUGGGCCUGGUUCUGCCUGAGACCAAAGGGAAGACCCUCUCAGCCAUCGCCAACGAGUUCCACAAGCUCAACUACAGGGGCCAGGACAAGCAGGGUCUACCUGCCCCACAGGCACAGUAUCAGCUGGGAGAGGUCUGCCACUCCACUGCCCUGUAGGCCUGCUCUCCUACCUAUGACCUACGACUUCUACCAUUGACCACAGUACUAUUUAUGGUUAAUGAAUUAACCUUAAUUAACCGGGAGAUCCAAUUGAGGUCAGAAUACCUUUUUCCCACAGGAAACCAGGUUUUCCGUCGUCUUGGGUUUGGAAAAAGCAUGCAAAGAUGGUGUAUUCCAUCAGUGUAUAUGGGUGAAUCCCAUAUACACUGAUCAGUGAAGUUAUGUUUUUAUUUUAUUUUAUUUUUUUAGGACCAAUAUUUACAAAUCCCUGUGAGCCUGUUCAUGCCGUAUCAAUCACAUAUUGCCUUGUGAUGAAAAUGAAGAAAGUCUAUUCAAAUCAAAUUUGGAUGAUUUAUUUAUUUUUGCUGUCCAAGUCAAAUGCAAAGUUCAACUGCUGUUACAUGUGUCAUAGGGUUAUCAUACAGAUAUGGUGGAUGAUAUUGUAAUAAGGUAAAGCCAAAGAUAUCUAAGCUACUGUAUGUGGUGAGAGUAUUAUACUGUCUUUAUAGAUCAUUUCAUUUCAAAUGAUAUUAUCAAAUAA